Molecule: messenger RNA, 654 nt
Organism: Solanum stenotomum
Lineage: Eukaryota; Viridiplantae; Streptophyta; Magnoliopsida; Solanales; Solanaceae
Exons: 3
Coding region: 117-362 (81 amino acids)
Source: RefSeq, a predicted model, not a curated record
CCCUAGUAGAAUCCGAUACUAUUGAAAAAGGGGCAGUGGAAUUUCUCAGCCUAUACUCCUCGCCUGCUGCUGACUGACUGACCAUUUCUUCCCCGAAGAAGAAGAAGAAGAAAAAGAUGCCGUUGAGUGCAACAAUGGUGGGAGCCCUUUUGGGAUUGGGUACCCAGAUGUACUCUAAUGCCCUUCGAAAACUUCCUUACAUGCGCCAUCCAUGGGAACAUUUGUUGGGUAUGGGACUUGGUGUGGUGGCUGCCAAUCAGAUGGUGAAAUGGGAAGCUAAGAGCAAUGAAGAUCUCGACAAAUUGCUUGAGAAAUCUAGGCUAGCUAAUGAACGCCGUUACUUUGAUGAAGAUGAAGAUUAAUACUAUGGAUGGUUUCCAGAGAGUAUGUUGUGAUAGCGGCUGCAAUGAGUCAAAUUGUUUGCUUAAGCAGUUUUUUCCCCUUUUAUAAGAUUUGCAGUACAUUGAUCUUUUGUAUCGGUGAAGAACACUUUGCAAUAAUCAUAUUUUGAAUGUCUUGCAAAAUGUGUUUUACCUAAUAAUGAGAUCAUCCAUAGUCUCCUACAGUCAGUCCUAUGACUGUUUUGGAUCAUUUUAUAUGUUAUGAACCUCAACUUUUUAACAUUAAAAAAACAGAACUAUGGUGUUUCCUUUA